Messenger RNA from Sorghum bicolor (sorghum), 1884 nucleotides. RefSeq names its product 7-deoxyloganetin glucosyltransferase. NCBI's taxonomy places the organism in Eukaryota, Viridiplantae, Streptophyta, Magnoliopsida, Poales, Poaceae. Gene Ontology annotation, molecular function: UDP-glycosyltransferase activity. The record is from RefSeq and is a predicted model, not a curated record.
CCUCAUCUCACAAGUACAAUAUACACAGACACACAGUCGUCACAAGUCACAACAAGUAGAAGCAGUUGCUGGGUGCACAUCACAGCACAGGCGGAGAGCGACAAUUCGACAUGGGCUCCAUCGGUGCCGACGACGCCGAUCGCCGGCCGCACGCCGUGUGCGUGCCGUUCCCAGCGCAGGGCCACGUCACGCCGAUGCUGAAGCUGGCCAAGAUCCUCCACGGCCGGGGCUUCCACAUCACCUUCGUCAACACGGAGUUCAACCACCGCCGCCUGCUCCGCUCCCGCGGCGCCGGCGCGCUCGACGGCCUCCCGGACUUCCGCUUCGCCGCCAUCCCGGAGGGUCUGCCCCCGUCCGACGUCGACGCCACCCAGGACGUGCCGUCGCUCUGCCGCGCCACCAUGGAGAACUGCCUCCCGCAUUUCACGAGCCUCCUCGCCGAGCUCAACUCCUCCCCGGACGUGCCGCCGGUCACUUGCGUCGUCGGCGACGACGUCAUGAGCUUCACCCUGGAAGCAGCCAGAGACAUCGCCGUGCCGUGCGCCCUCUUCUGGACGGCCAGCGUCUGCGGCUACAUGGGCUACCGCUAUUACCGCGACCUCAUGGAGAAGGGCAUCUUCCCGCUCAAAGACGCCGAGCAGCUGACGAACGGGUUCUUGGACACGCCGGCGGCGGACUGGGCGCCGGGGAUGAGCAAGCACUUCCGGCUCAAGGACUUCCCAAGCUUCAUGCGCUCGACGGACCCCGACGAGUUCAUGUUCCACUUCGCCCUGAAGGUGACGGAGCAGAUAGCCGGCGCGGACGCCGUUGUCCUCAACACCUUCGACGAGCUCGAGCAGGAGGCGCUGGACGCCAUGCGCGCCAUGAUCCCGCCGUCCGCGUCCAUCCACACCAUUGGCCCGCUCGCCUUCCUCGCCGAGGAGAUAGUGGCACCGGGAGGCCCGACCGACGCGCUAGGCCCAACGUCCAACCUCUGGAAGGACGACGUCUCCUGCUUCGACUGGCUCCACGGCAGGGCGCCCAGGUCGGUGGUGUACGUGAACUACGGCAGCAUCACGGUGAUGAGCAACGAGGAGCUGGUGGAAUUCGCGUGGGGCCUGGCCAACAGCGGCCACGACUUCCUGUGGAUCAUCCGGCCGGACCUCGUCAACGGCGACGCCGCCGUGCUGCCGCCGGAGUUCCUGGAGACCAUCAGGGGCCGCGGACACCUGGCGAGCUGGUGUCCGCAGGAGGCGGUGCUGAGGCACGAGGCGGUGGGCGUGUUCCUGACGCACUCCGGGUGGAACUCGACCAUGGAGAGCCUGUGCGCCGGGGUGCCCAUGCUGUGCUGGCCUUUCUUCGCGGAGCAGCAGACCAACUGCCGGUACAAGUGCGUGGAGUGGGGCGUGGCCAUGGAGAUCGGCCACGACGUCCGGCGUGAGGUGGUGGAGGAGAAGAUCAGAGAGGUGAUGGGUGGGGAGAAAGGAAAGCAGAUGCACCGCCGUGCGGUGGAGUGGCAGGAGACUGGUCUCCGCGCGACAAGGUCCGGAGGGCGCUCAUACGCCAACCUCGACAAGCUGGUCGCCGACGUGCUCCUCUCGGGUGGCGGCGACAAGAGUUCCUGAUAACCCUCAGCAAGGUUUCUUCCUUCCAUCAGUGGCCCUUCCCAGCACGCACCGCCACCGUCCAGUGCGUUUAAUUUCGUCGUUCCUACUGAACACAUCAAUGGUAGCUAUCCCUCUAUCGUCAUUUGUAUUUUGUCGCGUGUGAAUCUCGAAGCAUGCAAAUCCUUAAAUCAUAGAGCAUAUGUUGAGAGAUGCCAAUAGCUAGCGGAAGAAGUUACUUUUCGUACCAAGCAAAUAUUGGAACAUGAAAGCCUGGAGGCCAAGAGGGCAAAUGUUUGUA